This is a messenger RNA of Prosopis cineraria, 2010 nucleotides long. RefSeq names its product protein NUCLEAR FUSION DEFECTIVE 4. The transcript has 2 exons. NCBI's taxonomy places the organism in Eukaryota, Viridiplantae, Streptophyta, Magnoliopsida, Fabales, Fabaceae. The coding region runs from base 226 to 1800 and encodes 524 amino acids. Gene Ontology annotation, cellular component: membrane. The record is from RefSeq and is a predicted model, not a curated record.
AUCUUUUCGAGUAAAGGUGGUGGUCGAUAGAACACCACAUUUAACUUGUUCCGCCAAUCACAGAAUGUCAUCAUUCUAUUGGCAGCGGCAUUUCUGAACUUUGAUUUCACACCUCAACCCUCUAGACUCUUCAGCUUCACAGCAUAUAAACCCACACACACACCCCAAAUCUUUAUUAGCCAAGAAGGGCAGUUCAAGUUUCCUGCCUCAAGUUUCUUCUUCACCAUGGCUUCAACUGCUCUUCAAUGGCUAAGCCUUGUAGGCAUCAUUUGGCUCCAAGCCAUAAACGGCACAAACACCAAUUUCCCUGCUUACUCAUCUCAACUGAAGCAGCUCCUUUCAAUUUCACAAGUGCAGCUCAACAACCUUGCUUUUGCCUCUGACGCAGGAAAACUUCUUGGCUGGUUCUCUGGCAUGGCUUCUGUUCACCUCCCUCUCUGGCUUGUCCUCAUGAUCGGUUCAAGUCUUGGGUUUGUUGGCUAUGGAGUCCAAUAUCUGUUCAUAACACACCAAAUCUCCUCUCUGUCCUACUGGCAUGUCUUCUUACUAACCGUUCUGGCUGGGAAUAGCAUUUGUUGGAUUAACACUGUCUGUUAUAUCAUCGCGAUCAGGAACUUCCCAUCUGAUCACCAAGUUGCUGUGGGGUUAACAACUAGUUAUCAAGGGUUAAGUGCAAAGAUCUAUACUAAUAUUGUUCAAGUUCUUUCUCCUCACAAAAAAGCUAGAGCCUUUCUUUUCUUGAACUCUAUCUUACCUCUCAUAGUGAGUCUCAUAGCAACUCCUGUAACUAGAGAAAUUCAAGUCUCAAGGUCUAAACGAAUGCGUGUUGGAUUUGUUGUAAUGUUUGUUAUAACCAUUUCCACAGGCGUAUAUGCUGUGCUCAGCAGCUUGCAAUUUGUGUCUCGCAAAUUAUCUCCAUUGAGUAAUCUGAUUGGUAUUCUAGUGUCCCUUCUCCUCCCUCUGUUACUUCCAGUCUCAGAGAAGAUCAAUGAAUUGGUGAGAUCAUGGCAGGCGAAUCGAGAAAGACUAAGAGUCUAUAAUUUUACUGUGGAGGAAAAUAACAGUCCUAAUGAAGAGAGGGCAGAGAGUGAGCCAAAAGAUGGAGAGGAAGAAGAAGAUAGCAGCAGAGAGGUUCGAGAAGUUCUUGUCAGAGAAGAAAUUGGAGUGAAGUUGAUGCUGAGAAGAGUAGAUUUCUGGUUAUAUUUCUUCAUCUAUUUCUUCGGUGCAACACUUGGUUUAGUCUUUAUGAACAACUUGGGACAAAUUGCUGAGUCUAGAGGCUACUCCAAUACUUCAUCUCUGGUGUCUUUGUCUUCGUCUUUUGUGUUCUUUGGCCGUCUCACGCCAUCUCUCAUGGACUACUUCUGCAGGGGUAAGAUUAGGAUUUCAAGGCCAGCGAGUAUGGCGGUAUUAAUGGCUCCAACAGCAGGAUCGUUCUUGUUGCUUCUCAACAGAACUGAGCUAGCUCUAUACACAAGCACUGCCAUAAUAGGAGUGUGCACUGGAGCGAUCACUUCCAUUUCUGUGUCCACAACCACUGAACUGUUCGGGACAAAGAAUUUCUCAGUGAACCACAACGUUGUGGUCACCAACAUUGCCAUUGGUUCUUUUGUGUUCGGCUACUUGGCUGCUCUGCUCUAUCGUAAGGAACAAGAUGGAGAUGGGAAAUGCAUGGGCAUGGAGUGCUACAGAAGAACUUUCAUCAUCUGGGGUUCUCUGUGUUUCUUUGGGACAUUUUUGGCUUUGAUUCUACAUGCCAGAACUCGUAAGUUUUAUUCGCAUCGCAGAGACAACAGAUAGGAUCGUAGCAGGAAGAAACAAAGUGUGCUGUUUUUUUCCCCCCAUAAAUUAAUUCCCAACAUACAGGAAGUAUUAUACUUUGAGAAAUUAUUCAAAGAAUCAUAUGGUGUACAGUCAGCUUAUGUAAUGAGUUAACUGAAACUCGUUCGGCUGUUUAGAUCUAAUCUUUUUUAAUAAAUUUUAUGAUAUAAAGUUAUUACUUUUUUAUAA